This is a messenger RNA of Egretta garzetta (little egret), 1914 nucleotides long. RefSeq names its product solute carrier family 6 member 7 (gene SLC6A7). NCBI's taxonomy places the organism in Eukaryota, Metazoa, Chordata, Aves, Pelecaniformes, Ardeidae. The record is from RefSeq and is a predicted model, not a curated record. Gene Ontology annotation, biological process: sodium ion transmembrane transport. Gene Ontology annotation, cellular component: membrane. The transcript has 14 exons. Gene Ontology annotation, molecular function: L-proline transmembrane transporter activity. The coding region runs from base 1 to 1914 and encodes 637 amino acids.
AUGAAGAAGAUUCGGCAGCAGCAUCUCCGGGAGCCGGUCACACCAGAGCUCCUGGUGAGCCCCAGCAGCCAGGACGGGGACCUGGGCUCCGAGUGCCCAGAAGACAGAGGGAACUGGACGGGGCGGCUGGAUUUCCUCCUUUCCUGCAUUGGAUACUGCGUGGGCCUCGGAAACGUCUGGAGGUUCCCCUACAGGGCUUACACCAAUGGAGGAGGAGCUUUCCUGGUUCCAUACUUCAUCAUGCUGGCGAUCUGCGGGAUUCCCAUCUUCUUCAUGGAGCUGUCACUUGGCCAGUUCUCCAGCCUGGGGCCACUCGCCGUCUGGAAGAUAAGCCCUCUCUUUAAAGGCGUUGGCAUGGGCACGAUCCUCAUCGUCUCCCUGGUGGCCAUUUACUACAAUAUGAUCAUUGCUUACGUUCUCUUCUACCUCUUUGCAUCCCUCACAAGUGACUUGCCCUGGCAGCACUGCGGCAACUGGUGGAACACCGACCUGUGCCUGGACCACCAUGUCAUCAAAGCGGGGAACAACACCUUCCCCAUCAACAUCACCAACACUGUCAGCCCCAGCGAGGAGUACUGGAGCCGGUAUGUCCUGCAUAUCCAAGGGAGCUCUGGGAUCGGGGAUCCCGGGAGGAUCCGCUGGAACUUGUGCCUGUGCCUGCUUCUUUCUUGGACUAUCGUCUAUCUGUGCAUCCUAAAGGGAGUCAAAUCUUCUGGCAAGGUCGUGUACUUCACUGCCACCUUCCCGUACCUCAUCCUGGUGAUGCUGCUCAUCCGUGGCGUGACCCUGGAGGGGGCCUGGAAGGGGAUCAGGUUUUACCUCACGCCCCAGUUUGAUCACUUGCUGUCUUCCAAGGUGUGGAUCGAGGCAGCCUUGCAGAUUUUCUACUCCCUUGGGGUAGGCUUUGGGGGCCUCCUCACCUUCGCCUCGUACAACACCUUCCAUCAGAAUAUCUACAGGGACACGUUCAUAGUGACCCUGGGCAAUGCCAUCACCAGCAUCCUGGCAGGGUUUGCCAUCUUCUCUGUUUUGGGAUACAUGUCCCAAGAGCUGGGGGUCCCUGUUAACCAGGUGGCAAAAGCAGGUCCUGGCCUGGCUUUUGUGGUGUACCCCCAGGCCAUGACAAUGCUCCCCCUUUCUCCAUUCUGGUCCUUCCUGUUCUUCUUCAUGCUAUUAACCUUGGGCCUGGACAGUCAGUUUGCCUUUAUGGAGACCAUUGUUACAGCAGUGACGGAUGAAUUUCCCUACUACCUCCGGCCAAAGAAAGCUUCCUUCUCAGCUGUCAUCUGUAUUGCUCUCUUCCUGAUGGGGCUCAUCCUCACAACAGAGGGUGGGAUGUACUGGCUGGUCCUACUGGAUGACUACAGCGCUGGCUUUGGGCUCAUGGUGGUGGUGAUCACUACCUGCCUCGUGGUGACACGUGUCUAUGGCAUGAAGAGGUUCUGCCGAGAUAUCCACAUGAUGCUGGGCUUCAAACCAGGGCCCUACUUCAGAGCCUGCUGGAUGAUCCUGUCCCCAGCAACAAUGAUGGCUCUGCUGGUGUACAACAUCAUCAAGUACCAGCCCUCUGAGUACGGCAGCUAUCGCUUCCCUGGCUGGGCAGAGGUCCUGGGCAUCCUCAUGGGAGUCCUCUCCUGCCUGAUGAUUCCCGUGGGCAUGGUGGUGGCUGUGCUCCGAGAAGAAGGGACGCUGUGGGAGCGAGUCCAGCAAGCCAGCCGGCCCGCCAUGGACUGGGGCCCAUCGCUGGAGGAGAAUCGGACUGGCAUGUAUGUGGCAAGCCUGGCCGGCAGCCAGUCCCCCAAGCCGCUGAUGGUCCACAUGCGGAAAUACGGGGGCAUCACCAGCUACGAGAACACGGCCAUUGAGGUGGACCGCGAGAUGGAAGAGGAGGAGGAGGAAGAGUCCAUGAUGUGA